Molecule: messenger RNA, 2683 nt
Organism: Drosophila serrata
Lineage: Eukaryota; Metazoa; Arthropoda; Insecta; Diptera; Drosophilidae
Gene: Pop1
Product: POP1 ribonuclease P/MRP subunit
Biological process (GO): tRNA 5'-leader removal
Cellular component (GO): ribonuclease MRP complex; nucleolar ribonuclease P complex
Source: RefSeq, a predicted model, not a curated record
AGAGCGGGCACAUGUCCGCGCUUUUAGUUUGUUUUUUUUUUCUUGCUCCGAAUUGGAUUUUAAUUAAAUUUAAAUUCACAACAAUGAGCAGCCAGAAGCUGGAAUACGACUCCAGCCUGGGUGGCCGAGUGACGCUGCCCUCGCACGUGACCACGUACCACUAUGCGGCCGGAGCGCUGCAGGAGAUCCGGAGCCUGAUCGCGGACGCCGAGCAGACGACGCAGCGCAGCAGCAAGCUGAUCUUCCAGACGCUGCCCAAGCACAUGCGCCGCCGGGCGAUGUCGCACCACCCGAAGCGGCUGCCACGUAAGUACCGCCAGGCGCACAAGUCCCAGAUGGGCAAAGGCGGCAACCAGCCGGUGAACAGCAAGCGUCCCUCGAGGAAGUAUCGCCGCCGGCCGAAGAACCUGCUUCGUGAGUACAUACGCCGGCAGAGGCGACAUGUCUGGCUGGAGACGCACAUCUGGCACGCAAAGCGCUUUCACAUGGUCGAUCGCUGGGGUCACCGGUUGCCCCUCGCCAGCUGCGACAAGACCUACCGCGCCUGCUAUCGCGCCAGUGCCCAGCACUGUCUGCUGCAGGACAUCUCCUUCUACGGCUGUGUGGAGCUGCGUGGCAGUUUGGAUGCAUUGCGCCAAGGAUUCGCCAGGCUAACGAGUCCGGAGUGUGGCCUGGGCAUUGCGGCCAAGACCUAUGUUAGCGGACGGCGAGAGGGCAGCGUGGAGCUCUUCGCAGACGGCCAGUAUCCGCACGGAGCUCUGCAGCGGGCAAGCUUUCUCUGGUGUCCACCAAAGGAAGAGGAUGAGCAAGAACGCACCCUCUGGCUGUGGCUGCAUCCCAGUGCUGCUCAAGCUACCAUUGAUCAAUUAUUGCAAGUCUUUCAGCUGAAGUCAGAGAAACAACAGAAGCUACCAUUGAACGAGCAAGUUGACGAGGAAAUGGAGGUACCAAGCGAGGAGAAGAAGAAUCUCAAUGGAAAGAAACCUUCAGAGAAACCCCUGCGCUUUUGGACCCAUACCAAGGCCUUUGAGCCGCAGCCCAGCUACUCCAAUUCGGACGAAACUAUUCAUUUGGUGCUGCUGCAGCAUGCCUUCAAUCGGUUUCGUUUGACGGGACCUCGAGCGCAACGCGUCUUGGCCGCUAGCCUCCGUCCGAGACAGAAUGAGCUGCAUGACGAAGCCACCGACUACUGCCAGGCGGCUUUACAGCUGAGUUCGCCCAGCGAGCUGCUGUCUAACCUAGUGAUGGGCUACCAAGUCGUCGAUCCACGCCUGCAGCGACCAAAGAAGCGUACAAAAGCCGAAGGAACUCCAGAACAGCCAAGCUGCACUGCCGGAGAUCUGUUAAUGCGUCAGCCAAAGGGUCUACCAGGGAGUCCCCUGUGGGACAAGGAGGCGCGGAAGAGACUGGCCACAGGAAUAAUGACCACGCAGGCGUACGAACAGCUGCGUCAGCAGCAUGCUGUGGUUCCAGGAGCACCAUGCGCAUUCGAACAGGAAAUGCAGACAGUGCCCUUGAUACUGAUCCAGCGACCAGGCUCUCAGAACUCCAGCUACAAGAGGCUAGCAUAUGGCUGCGGCUGGGAUGUGAUUGUACCGGCUGGCUAUGGCAUGAUCGUCUGGCUGACGCUGACUAUGUGGGGCGCCAGGCCCGGUGGCUUGAGGGAGCUGGAUACGGUGGCCAGAGAGGCGGGCGCUGAGAUGCACUUGCCCGACACAGUAGCUGGUGCCCAAGAGUCUGCUGCGUCGGCCGAUGAAUUGCGUGGCCGCUACUUUCGACUGCCGCCCAACAAGCGCACAAACUACAGGAAACUGGCGGUGACCAGUCCGUUUAGUGCUCCCUGGAAACACCUGGUGCGAGACUGGCGUUCAUCUGAUGCUCCAGCUGCCAGUGGCUCAAUGGGCUUCUACGUUUUGCGGCAUCGGCAGCAACUGGAGGCGAUCGCUGAGUGCUUGAAGCGGCGCCAACCUCUGCCAGAAACCCUCCCCGCGGAGGCCAUCAUCCAGAUCCAACUGCGACUCGUGGCCCGUGGCCAUGUGAAGGACAAUGCUUUGAUUUGCCUUCCCACGACUGCGGAUUACAAAAAGCGCUGGCGCCAGUUGAAGCGCGAUGAGGCGGCACCAGUGCACGUAGAGCCCUCGCUGCCGGAUCUGAAUGAGCGGGAGCGGAAGGAGCUGCGCCAAAGCCAUAAGCUCAAGCUGAAGCGCUUGCGGGCGCAAAGGGUACGCGAGAAGCGUCGCCUUCAGGAGACGGCCACCAAGCGGGUGCACAUCCGUGCGGCCAACACAGCACAGCUGGUGCGGUCGCAACUAGAGACAAUGUGCCGCCUGUGGCUGCCCACCGAUACCUCGGAGAUGCGGGACAGCGUGCGCCGCCAGUGCAGCCGCGAAGUCUUUGGUUAUGUGCGAUCCGCCGGGUUCAGCUUGACGGAGGCCUCGGUUUGUGCCGUGGGCUAUGUAACGGCCGCCGGUCUUCAGGAGCUCAUCCGCGAACUACCACCUGGCAAGGGAGGAAAGCCGACGCCACUGAUGUGCCUGGUGCGGGACCCGGAUAGCCGUGACUAUAGAUGGGCCAGCUUCCAGUUGAAUCUGAAUGUGGCCAGUCCAGCCUUUUGAUGGGGAUUGGCGAAUACUUUUUGAGCUUCGAAGGUGUAGAUGGCGAACAUGGCCACGUUGCAGAUGAG